Messenger RNA from Peromyscus leucopus (white-footed mouse), 2656 nucleotides. It is a transcript of the gene Slc39a11, whose product is annotated as solute carrier family 39 member 11. NCBI's taxonomy places the organism in Eukaryota, Metazoa, Chordata, Mammalia, Rodentia, Cricetidae. The transcript has 10 exons. Gene Ontology annotation, biological process: zinc ion transmembrane transport. Gene Ontology annotation, cellular component: membrane. The record is from RefSeq and is a predicted model, not a curated record. Gene Ontology annotation, molecular function: zinc ion transmembrane transporter activity. The coding region runs from base 126 to 1133 and encodes 335 amino acids.
UGGAGGGCCACGUGUGCUGGAGCUAAGCAGGAAGUGACUGCGGGAGUGGAGCCCGGCGAGUCUGUGGCAUUCGGGGCUGAUGGAAGUGGAGAGGGGGCUGGAGAGGGCACCCUACUGUAUCCAGCAUGCUCCAAGGCUACAGCCCCGUGUUCCAGGCCUUGCUGGGGACCUUCUUUACCUGGGCAAUGACGGCUGCGGGGGCAGCUCUCGUGUUCAUCUUCUCCAGUGGCCAGAGGCGGAUCUUAGACGGAAGUCUGGGCUUUGCUGCAGGGGUCAUGUUGGCGGCUUCCUAUUGGUCUCUGCUAGCACCAGCGGUUGAGAUGGCCACAUCCUCAGGGGGCUUCGGUGCCUUUGCCUUCUUCCCAGUGGCUGUUGGCUUCACCCUGGGAGCUGCUUUUGUCUACCUGGCUGACGUCCUGAUGCCUCACUUGGGUGCUGCGGAAGAUCCCCAGACGGCCUUGGCCCUGAACUUGGGCCCUGCACUGAUGAAGAAGUCGGAUCCCGAGGGCCCCGCCACACUGCUCUUCCCCGAGAGGGAACUUACCAUCCGGAUAGACAAGAGUGAGAAUGGCGAGGUCUACCAGAGGAAGAAGGUGGCAGCGGCUGCCCUCCCAGAAGGCACUGCCCCCUCAGGACCUGUGCAAGGGAACUCAGGGCAGCCUGGGGUCAGCAGCUGGAGGAGGAUCGCUCUGCUCAUCCUGGCCAUCACCUUACACAACGUUCCAGAGGGUCUUGCUGUCGGUGUAGGAUUUGGAGCUGUAGAAAAGACUGCAUCUGCCACCUUCGAGAGUGCCAGGAAUUUGGCCAUUGGAAUUGGGAUCCAGAAUUUCCCCGAGGGCCUGGCUGUCAGCCUCCCUCUGCGUGGAGCAGGCUUCUCUACCUGGAGAGCUUUCUGGUACGGACAGCUGAGCGGCAUGGUGGAGCCCUUGGCUGGGGUCUUCGGAGCCUUUGCUGUGGUGCUGGCUGAGCCUGUCCUGCCCUAUGCACUGGCCUUUGCUGCUGGUGCCAUGGUCUACGUGGUCAUGGAUGACAUCAUCCCCGAAGCCCAGAUCAGUGGCAACGGGAAGCUGGCAUCCUGGGCCUCCAUCCUAGGAUUCGUGGUGAUGAUGUCUUUGGAUGUGGGCCUUGGCUAGCUCUGACAACCUUCGGACCCCAGGAAGGCAAAUUCCAGGCUUCUGCAGGACCAUGAGCCUCUCUCUUCACAUUAAAACCCUGUUCCUUUCUCUCCUCCCCAUCUCCUUACAGAUCAGCUCUGAUUACACUUUGACUUUUCAUUUUGCUUUGGAGGGAGAAGCUGGUUUUCUUUGUAAUCUCAAGGCGUCAUAGAACUGUAGAUUUGUGUUUGGGCCACUGAGUGGAAGGAAUCUUUCCUCGGUGGGAUUGUCAAGGCCAGCCAGUCCUACUGUCCCACCUCCAGUCUCCCUCACUAGACUCAAUUUCAGCUCCUCGAGGUCACCUCCAGAAGUCAGCUCUUGGCACACAAGUCCUGAGCAUGUUGGCCUAGGGUCUUAGAGCAGGUGGCCAGAGUCCCUUGUGCUCUCUCAUCAUGGGUCUUCUGUCCACCCAGAAUGCCAGGAGAGACGCAUCAUGAACACAGAAGGUUGCUCUCCAAGGCUGAGCCAGCUUCAACAGUGUCUGCUUCCUCCAGGGAGGCAUGCACGGAACGGCUCCCACACGAAGGGAAGGGGGUCAGCUCAUCUUUCUCUUCUGUCCGAAAGCAAAGAUUGGCAUUACUGAGGUUAGAGAAAUUUGGAAAUUAGGGUAACUGUGAACACACAGUGUGCCCUGUGGAGAGCGGUGUGAGGAUGAUUUUGACCUGAGGCCUCUGCUCUUGGUAGGUCACAAGAACAGAGCACUUGGUCAUGGUUCCCAGAUCUCCUUAGCUAUUAAUCUGGAUGUGUUUACAGCCAUUAUUUUUCUGAGACUUAUGAAUACUAGCAAAGUGCAGGUACUCAACCCCCUCGUUUACUGAAGGAGUUAAGUUAGCUCUAGCGAAUGAGUGACCUUUGGAGUCUGCUAAGGCACUUGCUCUGCUGGCCACUUGGAAACAUCUCCCCAUCCAGAGCCCCUGAGCUUUGGUAGGCUUUGUUGGAAUCUGGCCAGAGGGCUUUGAAUGAGAAAGGAAAGAGAGUAGGAAGAUGUAUUUUUACGUUUCCUUUCUUUGAAAACUUAAAAUUCUGAGAUGACCCUGAAGAAUGACUGGACUUAGACUAUAUGCUAACCUGCUCCAUCAUACACGUAGCCGGCCAUCAGCUCUCCCAACACAUCUGAGGCCCGAGCCCUCCAUGGUCAGAGGAGGUGUGGGACUCAGAGUGGACUCUACCUGGGACCCAAGCAUUCAGGUACUGGGUUCUCAGUGCCUGCUCUCUGUGUUCACGUGUUCCAUCCCUCUGAGGGUGAAUAUUGUAGUCUGUGAAUGUUCAAGAUCCCAGAGGCCAAUCUCAGCUGGGCAUAAGGCUGUUCCUCUGAAGCACUGGUGAGCAAAAUUGAAGACUCCUUCAAUUUGAUUGGUUGAGGCUAGCUGGGUUGGUGAUUGGCACAUGUGUAUAUUUUAUCCUUACGUCUUUGUGUGUAGUUCUGUUACUGCAAAUCGUCCUUUCUGCUGGAUAAGACCUGUAACUGUGAUUAAUAUCAAUAAAGGGAAUUUUGUUGUGCA